Cygnus olor (mute swan) is the source of this 1973-nucleotide messenger RNA. It is a transcript of the gene SERPIND1, whose product is annotated as serpin family D member 1. Lineage: Eukaryota; Metazoa; Chordata; Aves; Anseriformes; Anatidae. The coding region runs from base 187 to 1653 and encodes 488 amino acids. The record is from RefSeq and is a predicted model, not a curated record. Gene Ontology annotation, molecular function: serine-type endopeptidase inhibitor activity. Gene Ontology annotation, biological process: blood coagulation; negative regulation of endopeptidase activity. The transcript is spliced from 5 exons.
UUUUGGCUGACGAAGUAAGUUUAGCAGUGUUUGGUUUAGAGAAUGUUUACUUUGGGAGAUAGACAAAAAAACUAGCGUCAAAGUUCAGAUUUAAACCCUGCUAUUCCCCUCACUUGAGCUAUUCAACACAUCCUUUCCGUACAGUGGCUUAAAGCUCUGUUGUCUUUCAGGUUGUGACCUGCCAGAAUGAAGUUCCUGUUUCAUUUGCUUGCCUUUGCUGUCAUCAUAACCUCCACAUUUUGUGGAAUCAAGGACUUCAGUGAGCAUUUUGAAAGCCUCAGUGAUGCACAUCCAAAUGAAAACGUGAGCUAUGAUAUGCCAAACUUACCACUGGAGUUCCACAGAGAAAACACCAUCACUAAUGACUUGAUUCCUGAAGAGGAGGAGGAAGAGGACUAUCUAGAUCUUGACAAAAUACUGGGUGAAGAUGACUACAGUGACAUUAUUGACGCUGCUCCGUACAUUGUUUCUGAAAUUCAGCAAGGAAAUAUUCUUGAACUUUUCCAAGGCAAAACCAGAAUCCAACGCCUUAAUAUCCUUAAUGCAAACUUUGGCUUCAACCUUUAUCGGAGUAUGGCAGACAAAGCCAACUCUUCGGAUAAUAUUCUCAUGGCUCCUGUUGGUAUUUCCACUGCAAUGGCUAUGAUUUCCCUGGGUCUGAAGGGUCAAACUCAGCAGGAAGUAUUAUCGGUUCUUGGCUUUGAAGACUUCAUUAAUGCAAGCACCAAAUACGAGCUCAUGACUGUUCAUAAUCUCUUCCGCAAACUCACUCAUCGGCUCUUCAGGCGCAAUUUUGGUUAUACUCUGAGGUCUGUCAAUGAUCUUUAUAUUCAGAAGGACUUUUCUAUUCUGAAUGAUUUCAGAAACAAUAUGAAAACAUACUACUUUGCUGAUGCCCAACCAGCUGAUUUUUCAGAUCCUAACUUCAUAACUAAAACCAACGAACGCAUCCUGAAGCUGACCAAAGGAUUAAUAAAGGAAGCUCUUGUGAAUGUAAACCCUACAACACUGAUGAUGAUUCUUAACUGUCUUUACUUUAAAGGAACAUGGGAGAAUAAGUUUCCAGUGGAAAUGACAACCAAAAGAAGUUUCCGACUGAAUGAUAAGCAAACAAUAAAGGUUCCUAUGAUGCAGACUAAAGGGAACUUCCUGGCUGCUGCAGACCCUGACCUAGAUUGUGGUGUGAUCCAGCUCCCAUUUGUGGGUAAUAUCAGUAUGCUGAUUGUACUUCCACACAAGCUGUCUGGCAUGAAAACCCUAGAAAAGCAGAUAACCCCUCAAGUGGUGGAAAAAUGGCAGAAAAGCAUGACAAACAGAACAAGAGAAGUGGUUCUGCCUAAAUUUAAGCUGGAGAAGAGCUACAACUUGAUUGGUUUUCUGAGAUCCAUGGGAAUAGAAGAACUGUUCAAUGAAAAAGGCGACUACUCUGGUAUAUCAGAUGAGAAAGUCACCAUUGACAGGUUCAAUCACCAAGGCACAAUAACUGUGAAUGAGGAAGGCACAGAGGCUGGAGCAAUAACCAACGUCGGUUUCAUGCCUCUUUCUACUCAGAUUCGCUUUAUUGUUGACCGUCCCUUUUUGUUUCUCAUCUACGAACAUCGUACCAGUUGUCUCCUGUUCAUGGGUAGAGUUGUCAACCCUGCCAAGUCUUAAAAGCAGAGAAGACCUCCAACAUGCUUUCAUACACAGGCUGUAUAAUUAUGCAUUAAUAUAGCAGUAUCAUAACAGGCAAUUUUCUUUGUCAUAUUAGUUAAUACAAAAGCCAUUGGUAUACAAAAAAAAAAUAUAUAUAUAUAUAAAGUGCCUAGAAAUAGUUUCACAUGAAUGGACUCAUAAUAGUAGAUGAUUUGUCUGCAGUGGUUAGUGCCAUAUAUAAAUGCAAGUGUGUUAAAAAAUUACCACAAAGUAACUUAUACUUUGUGUUCUACUUCACUGUAUAAAAUGUAAUCAAUAAAAUAUUUAGACUAACUGGA